AUGAUGAUCGGUAUGAAUUUAAAAAUGGGGAUGGAGGAGGCUAGGAUCAUCGAAAAUAGAAUUCGAGAGUUGUGGAAAUUGGAGAGGGAGGUGUCCUCGCCGCCGAGCACCAGCCCCAGCCCUUCCACCACCGAGAUAUCGAAGAAAGAUUGGGAGCUGAUGGCCGAAAUGAAUAACUCUGUUUACGGGAAUCCAAGCUCGCUGACGAUUCACAACGAGAAAAAUAUAAAAGCAGGUAAUAAAUUCCAACGGAACCUGAACGAGAUCGGCAAGUCCGAGCAAAAAUCGAGCGACCCAGAUAGGAAAAGAAAGUACGAUUGGACCCCGGACAGCGAUUCGGCAGUUAACAUGACGACAACGGGAUUGCUUCUGAUGAUCACCCUGAUCGCAAUGUCGAUCAUUCGAUAAGAAUCAGGGAUGUCUCUAAUCUGUAAUUAUCGGCUGGAUUCAAACUGUGAAACGCGAAAGAAAGAAGAAAAGAGAAGAGGAGAAACUGAUAGGACUGCGAGAAACAUACAGACGUACAUACACAAGAGCACACAUAUAAUAUAUAUAUAUAAAAAGAAGGAAGAAUGACUGAGUAGCUAGUGUCGUAUUAGAACAAGAGGAAGAGAAAGAGGAAAGGAAAAAAAAAAAUAAAUUAAUAGUAAGAAUAAUAAUUACGCGUGCCAAGUCAGUGUAGAGCGCAGUGAUGACGAAGGAACGAGAUGUGAGACAUCGUGCAAAAGGGAAACGAAUUUUCGAAUCGAUAUAACGUAUUAUGCACGAGACGUGGGAGGUAAGGAAGGGACGGCAAAUCACAAAGUGCAACGACUAUCGCUUUCAGUGUAACAUAUUGUAUAACGCCGUUAAUGUCGCCGCAGAGAACGCGCCAACGAUCUCGAGUUUCGAUUAACGAGCCUUGAGCCUGUUCGAGUCCAAAACUGGUCCAUAUUUGUUAACAAGUUUGUCUUUUCUUUUUAAUCUUUUUAACCGUAUUUACGAUUAAUCAUUAAUCUGGAAGAUAAAUUUUUUUUGAAAAGUAUAUAUAUUUAUAUGUAACAUUUCUUCUUUCAAAUUGAUAGGUUAAAAAUUUAUUCAAGCAUUUUACUCAAUGUAUGAAUAAAUGACUAAAGAAGAAGUAAAAAUCAAUGAUGCAAGCGUGAAUUGUCCGCGCUAUCGAUUUCGUUCUCUCACUUUUUUUUUUUUUUUUCCUCCUUGGAUGAUUUUCCUUUCUCCUUUUUAUUCCAUUCUGCGAAGUGUUCCUUCUCCGUCGUUUCCUUUUCUCAGUUUUUCUCUCUCUUUCGUUCCUCCGUCGUUUCGUUUCUUAUACCAAAUCGCGGAUCCCAUCUGGAUACUUGAGAUUAAAACGUCAGAUUCGGUAUAGAAGAUGUUCCUCGAUGAAGAAGUAGUAGAAGAAGAAAAAAAAUAUAGGGGGGAGAGGAGGUGGAGAGUACACGAACGUUAAAGGAUAUUAAAGACGGAAUAUUAUUAAUCGCAAAUAUGUUUAAAAUCUUCGAGAUUAUAUAAAAAUUCAUCAGAUAAAAAUUCAUAGU
Apis laboriosa (Himalayan honeybee) is the source of this 1535-nucleotide messenger RNA. RefSeq lists its product as uncharacterized. The transcript is spliced from 5 exons. Lineage: Eukaryota; Metazoa; Arthropoda; Insecta; Hymenoptera; Apidae. The record is from RefSeq and is a predicted model, not a curated record. Bases 1 to 408 code for a protein of 135 amino acids.